Nematostella vectensis (starlet sea anemone) is the source of this 1413-nucleotide messenger RNA. RefSeq names its product enoyl-CoA delta isomerase 1, mitochondrial. Gene Ontology annotation, biological process: fatty acid beta-oxidation. The transcript is spliced from 7 exons. Lineage: Eukaryota; Metazoa; Cnidaria; Anthozoa; Actiniaria; Edwardsiidae. Gene Ontology annotation, molecular function: enoyl-CoA hydratase activity. Bases 242 to 1147 code for a protein of 301 amino acids. The record is from RefSeq and is a predicted model, not a curated record. Gene Ontology annotation, cellular component: mitochondrion.
GUGACUCGAGCAUCACUCACACACGAGCAGUGUCUCUCUAUCAGCGUCACACCGAUAUUACUCUGGUGUGCUCUCAGACGCGUAAAAAACAAGCCUUAAAACGUAAGCCACAGCAACAUUUACCACGUCGCGUACCCAAUCAAGCCACGGUCGUACCUCUAAACGAGAUCUCAUUAGCAAAUUUCAAUCCGAUUUUAUUUCACUUUAGAAAAAGUACCACUUUGUGAACUAGGAUUUCAAGAUGGCUGCCUCGUGUCUGCGAGCGUUUAGACUUGGUGCAGCAAGAGCUGGAUCAUUUCUACCUAGAGCUCAGGCUUCCUCCCCCACACUUGUCAAUCAAAUGCGGUAUAAUAGCAGCAUAUCAUUGAAUGAGAAGGAUAAUGGUGUGGCAGAGCUCGUAAUGCACAGCGAGCCAUCAAACUCUUGGAGUCUUGACUUUCUAGAGGAGUUUUGCCUGGCCAUGGAGGACCUAGAAAAUGACAGAGACUGUCGAGGAGUGAUCAUUACUUCGAAUAUUCCAAGGAUUUUCUCAUAUGGCACAGACAUUAAUGAACUCUACCAGACAAAGGCUGACAGGCUUAAGGUGUACCGCCGCAGACAGCAGGAAUUCUGGCAGCGUCUGUACGGGUCACGCCUAGCAACCGUCGCCUCCAUCAAUGGUAAUAGUCCAGGGGGGGGUUGUCUGGUGGCCCUGGCAUGUGAUUAUCGCAUCAUGGCACCUGGCUUCAAGAUUGGUUAUAAUGAAGUCAAAGGGGGAUUGCUGGCUGCCAGCUGGGAUAUCGCAACCAUGGUAUCAGUGUUGGGCAGACAAGUGACUGAGCGCUCUGUUCAGGUUGGUCAGAUGUUCACAUCAGAGGAGGCCCUGAAAGUGGGCAUGGUGGAUGAGAUUGUUCCCCUGGGUGAGGCCUCUGCCGCUGCAAUGGCGGCCAUGGAGAAAUGGCUUCGGAUACCAGACAAAAUUCGCUCCAAAGCCAAGCUCACACUACGCAGAGAAGAGCUUCAGCGGAUGCAGGAUCGUCGGGAGGAGGACCUCCGCGAGUUUGUCGCGCGGGUGCAGAAGGAUUACACGCAAAAGUCCAUUCAGAACCUUCUAGAAAAGCGAAAGCAAAAGGGACACGACGCUCCGUUUAUCUGGGGGGAGGAGUAAGUAAGUUCUGUUGUAAGACCUGCCUAGGACCUUUCUUAAGUAAAUGUAUUAACCCUCCCAGUUCCCUUGCACACUUUAAAAAAAAUCUGAAAAAAAUGGAUUUAUUAUUAUUAAAGUUUUUGGUAGUACUUAUCGGUGUGUGCGUGCGCAUCUGAACAAUCUCGCGCAAAUGAUCAAGUAUAUUUUGUGUAUGGCCCUGAAAAUUUUAUCUAAAUAAUGUAACAGUUUGUGGUUAUACCGAUCUCUUAAUAAACCGAUUAAACUAA